Messenger RNA from Parnassius apollo (apollo), 768 nucleotides. Lineage: Eukaryota; Metazoa; Arthropoda; Insecta; Lepidoptera; Papilionidae. The record is from the annotation of a GenBank genome assembly.
AUGGAAGACUUAACAAAAAUUUUAAAAUCAAUACAAAUCGAUCUCGCAGCACAAAAAAGAGAAAUGAAAGAAAUGGAAACAAAUAUUACGAGCAGCAUAAACAAUAACAUUAGCGAAAAUUUCAAAAAAAUGGAACAGAACUAUAAUCAAUUGAAUGAAAAAAUACAAAAUCAUGAAAACAUAUUGGAUCGUAUGGAGAGACAUAUCAGGAAGAGAAACUUGGUAUUUUUCGGAAUCGAGGAAGGAGAAAAAUCAUACCACGAGCUAGAAAAUAAAAUUUUAUCGUUCAUUAAUAAAAUUAAUAUUCCUUGUGAGAAAAACGAAAUCGAAUCUGCAAAACGAUUAGGAAAAAAAAGAGAAAUACCUAGACCCAUCACAGUCACCUUCACAACUGUGGGGAAAAAAAUAAUGUUACUACAAAAUAAGAAAAAUAUUAAAAAUAGCACAAUAUAUUACAAAGAAGAUUACCCACAAAAAGUUUUAGAGAAAAGGAAACAACUACAAUUGGAAUUAAUAAAAUACAAAUCAGAAGGAUUAAAAGCUAUAAUUAAAUAUGACAAAUUAAUAAUUUUGAACCCAAAUAAAUCCGAUAAAAACCAGAACUCACAACAACAUUCAAAAAAAAGAAAUUUGCAUACUUCUCCAAACCAAGAUGGAACAAGCCAUGAAAGCCAAGCUCUAAAGAAAAACAAAAUUACUGCUUUUAUGAGACAAAGAAAAGACUUCGAGAAAUCCCCAAAAAAUGAAGCUCCAACAUCCAGUAUCUAA